Molecule: messenger RNA, 1229 nt
Organism: Fomitopsis serialis
Lineage: Eukaryota; Fungi; Basidiomycota; Agaricomycetes; Polyporales; Fomitopsidaceae
Exons: 1
Coding region: 195-1091 (298 amino acids)
Source: RefSeq, a predicted model, not a curated record
GCUGGACAACGCCAACGCCAACGCCAACGCCUUCCGCUGGCGGACCUCGUUCGGUCAACCCCGCGCUGCUGGCAGCGGUCUCCAGCGCGGUCUCGCGCGCAGACGCACGGCGAAGCUCAGCCAAACGUCCAGGUGAGCAUCCCGACACACAACACCCGCCAAUACCUUCGGGUGCUAACCGAGCAACCGCAGAGAUGAAGCCGCUCCUCGGGCUCGGUCUCCCAGCUGAGCUCUUCCCGCCGGGCAUGCAGGGCACCCUGACGCCCUUGCGGACCCCGCUCCCCCCGAUCAUCGAGCGGGACUGGGCGCCGCCCCCACGGGCACUGUCGCCCGAGUCAGACGACACGGACGAGGACGUCUACUCGCCCAUGGAGGUCGCCCUCGCGCGCAUCCAAGUGUCCUACUUCCCCGACGCGGAGGAGCCUGACAACAUCGACGUCGCUACCGGCAGCGCUCCGCCCCCCGCCGCGCGAGUCCGCACGCAGCCGCCCUCGCCCGUCCCGCCGAUGUCCAUCGCGGCUGCGGUGGCGCUCGCGAGGAGGCCCGGCCUGCAGAGGAUGCCGACGUACGCGUCACCCCGCCCGUUGACCGUGGCGCGGUUCGUGCCCGAGCCGUGUUCGGCGCUCACGGGCGAGUACGAGCUCGGGCUCCGGUUCAGUUUCGCAUUUGGGCUUUUGCUGAGCCCCCGCGCGCCGAGGAGCACGACGCCCCAGGCAGCCGUGUUCCCACCCAUCUUCGCAAGCGGCCAACCCGAACCUGCGUAUAGGCUGGACGACUCGCCGUUCACGCCGGGUGUGCAGGCGUUCAACCAGGGUGACCCCGUCGCCGACCCGCUCGAGCUGCUCUUGCGCGACUUUCCCAUUACGCCUGGGCCUCGUCGGCUUGCGCCGCCGAUGUUCGACUCGUCGGAGGACCCGGUUGUGAGCCCCAGCGAGUUGGAGCUGCGCGACUUCCCGCUCACCCCCGGAGCACCGGUCGACCGCUUCGCGGAGGUAUCGUUCGACGGGCGAGGGUCGGAUGAGAACGAGCAGGUGGACAGGCCGGCUUCGCCUCUUGGUCUUGCAGAGUACGUGUUUGGGGUGUAUUUGUGAUACUAUAGCGGACAAUAGACCAGUCGUUAGAACAAUGUACAUUGAAUGAAGAUCGCGAAAAUAGCGAGACGGUGCAUUGGCUUGAGCUACUUAGACUCUAUGUGUGUCCACAAGGUCGUCAGACCAGCGGCAUACUCG